AUAUUUCAUUCAUGACCUAAUCCCAACACGAUCGAUAUAUGUAUAAGCAAAUUCGAUAAGACAAAAGAAAGGAGUUUUUUUUUGUCAACAAAAGAAAAGGAGUUAAUUAACCGCUCCUUUAGUCUUCUUGUCGCAUCGCCAACAAAAGGUAAUAAACUGAAGAGCACUUCACAAAUAGUUUCACAAGACCCAAUAGAGCAACCCGAAGUAGCCGAUAUUUUCUUCUUUGUAUUCUUCGGUUAAGUUUAGACAAUACAAAUAAUAACUAUAUAAAAAUUAAAUAAAAAUCUUGAUAAGUGAUAAUAUAUUUUAAGUACGUCCACUUAGGGCAAGAUAAUAUUUUGAUAAGGAACCAAACAAUUGAAUUGGGUCUAUUUAAUUUGACCUAAAAUAAAGUUAGGUUAUGUCAUCUUUUCCCUCUAUUUGGUUUGAUAUAUAUGUACCACACCCAAGGAUUGUAACUUGUUAUAUACAAUAUUAUUAAAUUAAAGGUACUGCUGUAAGUCAAAACGUACCACUUGCAUAUAGUAUCUUUGACAUCAGUUAUAGUGCAUGUAAUAGUAAAUUCAAGUCGAGCUUCAUUGCAUGAAAGAAGAAACAAAAAUAAGACAAAUUAUUAAAUUAGUUUCGUGAUACACGGUGAAUUAACCAAAUGCGAAAAGCUUUAUUUGCGUAGGACCAUCCCAUCCACUUUUCAUGUGUUUACUUGAUGCGAAAUCGUGUAUGUAGUACGCAUGCAAUAAACACAAACACGCACACGUAUCUUUGAUAUCACUUUAUUAGUGGCUAGUGCAUGCAUGUUAUAGUAAUUUAAUUUCAUUCCACUAAUUUAUUUAAUAUAUGCGUGUAUGUGACUAUGAUAACACUGAGUACAAGUGAGGUAGUCAGGGUUUUGAUACAUAAACUCUUCGACUAUCUUUUAUAUGUGCAAAUUUUAUGAAUUGAAACUUCUUAUAGCUUGUGACAUUUAAAUGUACUAUUAUGUACGAAGGUGUCAACGUCAGUACGUAGUUACGUACAAGUGCGAUGACGACUCUGCAACUUUAUAAUUAGGCCACUCCAUAUCCAAGUGGAGAGAGUGAUUAAUGACAUAAAUAAAUAGAUAACGAAUAUUAUUAUUUCACUACUAAAAAUGAUUUCAAGAACAUUGAACGUUAACUAUCUGCCACCCUUAUAAUUUAUAUAUAUGUAACGCCCCAAAUUGCAUUGCUCAGCAAACGAAACAUAUUCAUUCCACCCUAUUUAGUUUAAAGUUUAAAAUUCGGGUUCUCAGGUAUAGUUACAUGGCAUCAAAAGUAGAACCAGGGAAGCUAGAGUGGAGGAUAAGUGUUGACAAUGAGACAACAAACAGACUAGUUCCUAAGUCAGGACCUAGUGAAAGGAUCUUUCUUUGGCUAAAAGGGUUGAUAAUGAAGACUUGGAGGAUUGGGGCAGAUGAUCCGGCCAAAGUGGUUCACUGUCUCAAAGUAGGACUUGCACUUUCAUUAGUCUGUAUCUUCUAUUACAUGAGACCUUUGUAUGAUGGAGUUGGAGGAAAUGCUAUGUGGGCUAUCAUGACCGUUGUUGUCGUCUUUGAGUCCAAUGUUGGAGCAACAUUCUCCAAAUGUGUGAACAGAGUGGUGGCAACUAUAUUAGCUGGAUCACUAGGCAUUGCUGUUCAUUGGGUUGCAACUAAAUCAGGAGAAGCUGAGAUUUUUGUGAUUGGAUCCUCUGUUUUUCUCUUUGCUUUCACAGCUACUUACUCGCGGUUUGUGCCGUCAUUCAAAUCCAGAUUCGACUAUGGAGCAAUGAUCUUUAUCCUCACAUUCAGCCUUGUCUCAGUAGGGGGUUACCGAGUAGAUAAGCUGGUUGAUAUGGCUCAGCAAAGAGUGUCAACCAUUGCAGUUGGAACAACUAUAUGCAUUAUCAUUACUAUCUUCAUAUGUCCCAUAUGGUCAGGAACUCAGCUGCACCGUCUUGUUCAAUGUAAUUUUGUCAAACUUGCCGAUUCAUUAGAUGGCUGUGUGGCAGAGUACUUCAAGAAGAGAGACGUCUCGACGAAUGAGAAUGAAGAUGAAACUAACAUGAAGGUUCAAGGAUUCAAAUGUGUACUAAACUCUAAGGGAACAGAGGAAGCAAUGGCGAAUCUGGCCAGAUGGGAACCUGCACAUGGAAGCUUUAACUUCAGGCAUCCAUGGCAACAAUAUGUAAAGAUAGGGGCUGCUAUGCGCAGAUGUGCUUAUUGCCUGGAGAAUCUUAGUAUCUGCAUGAACUAUGAAACGGAGGUACCAGACCAAGUCAAGAAGCAUUUCAGAGAAACUUGUAUGAAACUCACCGCAGCUUCUUCAAAAAUCUUGAGAGAAUUAGCGGAUAUCUUGAAGAACACUAGAAGAUCUUCAAAGAUGGAUUUUCUAGUGUUUGAUAUGAACUCAGCAGUACAAGAGCUUCAAGAGACCUUAAAAACUAUCCCAAUCCAAACCAACAAACCUGAAGAAGAAGAAGAAGUCCCAUCUGAUGAAGGUGAAGACAGAACCAUACCGAUGAGCCUACAUGAAGUACUUCCAGUUGCCACUUUGGUUUCCUUGUUAAUCGAAAACGCAGCUAGGAUUCAAACAACUGUGGAAGCAGUGGAUGUACUCGCAAAUCUUGCAGAUUUCAAACAAGACUCAAAAAAGAAAACUGGAGACAACAACACUAACCAACCACCACUAAGUUCUUAAAUCACUUUCGAUUACACUACAUGAAGAUCUUAAACCAAGUUUUCAUGUAUGUAUACAAGCCUUUUAGGAUAUGGUUGUUUAAGGCCAAAAAGCAAGUUAUAGAACUAAAUCUU
Brassica napus (rape) is the source of this 2812-nucleotide messenger RNA. Its product is annotated as aluminum-activated malate transporter 10-like. The coding region runs from base 1284 to 2699 and encodes 471 amino acids. Gene Ontology annotation, biological process: malate transport. Gene Ontology annotation, cellular component: plant-type vacuole membrane. The record is from RefSeq and is a predicted model, not a curated record. The transcript has 6 exons. Lineage: Eukaryota; Viridiplantae; Streptophyta; Magnoliopsida; Brassicales; Brassicaceae.